Molecule: messenger RNA, 1539 nt
Organism: Microthlaspi erraticum
Lineage: Eukaryota; Viridiplantae; Streptophyta; Magnoliopsida; Brassicales; Brassicaceae
Source: the annotation of a GenBank genome assembly
AUGUCAAAAGACUGGACAGUUGAGUUGGUUAAAGUCCCUGUGAUAGCUAGGUUGUUUAAGGAGAAGAUUCGUAGAGAACCUGAAUACUAUAUGCCUAUGAAGAUUGAAGAAUUGGUUAUGUCAGAAUGGGGAAUUGUUGUGUCUAGGCCUCAAUGUCAAGCUGGUAGGAACAAAGCUUUGAAGUGGAUUAGUAGUGAAUAUGAUCAGCAGUUUGCAAGACUAAAAGAUUAUGCAGCCGAGAUAGUAGAUUCAAAUCCGGGUUCGUCUGUGGAAGUUUGCACAACUCGGAAUGAUAAAGGUGAAGAUGUGUUCUCGAGAUUCUAUGUUUGCUUUGACGUGCUCAGAAAAACAUGGAAGGAUAGUUGUAGGCCACUAAUAGGACUUGAUGGUUGCUUCCUUAAAGAGAGAAUCAAGGGACAGCUAUUGGUUGCUUUAGGUCGAGAUGCAGACAAUGCCAUUUAUCCAAUAGCCUGGGGUGUUGUAGAGGUGGAAAACAAUGAGAACUGGCAGUGGUUUGUGCAGAAGCUGAAGGGAUUAGUAAGAGCUAUUAAGAUUGAGUUACCAAAGAUGGAGCAUCGUAAGUGUGUAAGACACAUCUACGGGAAUCUGAAGAAGAAACAUAAGAGCAAAAAGCAGAUGAAGCAACACAUAUGGAGGCUAGCUUGGAGUUACAAUGAAGCCAAGUUUCAGGUGAACUUGGACAGGGCUUUUUACAAGCUAGGCAAUUACUGUGAAGACGUUGAAAACAACUCGACAGAGUCUUUUAAUGCCUCAAUAAACAAGGCCAGAGAGAAGCCAUUCAUCCCUAUGCUUGAAGCAAUAGCAAGGCUUGCCAUGGCACAUAUUGCCGUAAGGUCGAGAAUAUCUCAUGACCAUACAGGAAAAUGUACACCAUAUGUGAUUGAAAAGCUAGCAAAGCAGCUUGUAGAUAAAGAUAAGAAAGAUGGAGCCAAAAAGUGUGUUGUGACUAAAAGUGUUAAAGGGUUCUUUUCUUCAAUGCUGAAUGGACAAACUCACCGUGUAAGUUUGGAGAAUAGGACAUGUUCUUGCAGGAAGUGGGACAUAACUGGAAUACCAUGUAAGCAUGCUCAUGGUGUGAUGUUGAAGCUGAAGAUUGACCCUGAAGACUAUGUCUGUUAUGGUUCCGGACACCUAUGUGGAGAAGAAACUACACUGACGGACUUAUUCCAGUUAGGGGUUCGAGGUUUUGGCCAGCAACAGAUGCUCCGGAUGUACAUGUACCUCCUCCUAAAGAGAAACCAGCUGAAGAAGAAACCGGGACUGAAGCAGCAACAGAACCAGGAAAAGAAGCAGGGAAGAAGAAGCUCACCAAGGCUGACAAGACAAGAAAAAAAGGUGUUAAUGAGUCUCCAACUAAGAAGCAACGAAAGGAGAAGCAAAGGAUUAUGCAUUGUGGAGUUUGUGGUGAGGCUAAUCACAACGCUAGGCAUCACAAGGCGAAUUCUUCACAGACAUUGUUGUUGGAGGGUCCUCAAAGUCACGUUGAAUCCUCUCAAGGAACCCUUACUGUUGAGUUGA